AUGGUACGCCUGACCAUAGAUCUGAUCGCUAAAUCUAGAAACCACUUCAAAAAGAAAAGGGGCCUCUCUUUCCCGGAGUACCUCAAAACACUUACCCACCUCCACUUUUCCAGCAAGAAUAUCGAGGAUAUUGGUGAUCUUUCCAUGUGUAGAAACCUUGCCGUUCUCUACCUGUAUGACAAUCAGAUCACAAAUAUCUGCAACCUCGGCUUUGCUUAUAACCUCACCCAUCUGUACAUGCAGAACAACAACAUCUCACAAAUAGAUAAUCUGUGUAAUCUCCAUAAACUCUCCAAACUGUAUCUUGGUGGAAACAGGAUUGCAGUAGUGGAGGGCUUAGAGCAGCUCAGUGAGCUUAAGGAGCUUCAUCUGGAGAAUCAGAAGCUGGCACCAGGGGAAAAGUUGCUCCUUGACCCCAGGACUCUCCGCACUCUCGCUGAUUCUCUCCGUGUCUUGAAUAUCAACAACAACAACAUAGAUGAAAUCCGGGACCUGUCACUUCUAAAGGAAAUCCAACAUUUUUCUGCUGCUGACAAUAAAUUGCACAAUACUGAGGAGUUGGAGGAUGUUUUCAAGCACUGGCCUCUGCUGCUUGAAAUGGAUUUGAGUGGAAAUCCUGCGUGUAAAAAACCAAAGUACAGAGACCGCCUGAUAACCGUGUGCAAGGGACUCGAGGUUCUCGAUGGAAGGGAAAUUAAUGAGUUGACCAGACAGUUUCUUAUUAACUGGAAAGCUUCCAAAGAGGCCAAAAAGAAAAAAAACAACAAACACUUCCUGACCAGACCAAUGAUCCCCCAUCAUUUAACAAGUAAGUCACUAAAUACUGUGGCACAAAAAUUAGAGAUUCCUCUGAGUAGACUUCUCAACCGUGCUGCUGUGUCAUCAGCCAUCUGCAGUCCUGUGGAUGCUUGA
Messenger RNA from Scomber japonicus (chub mackerel), 912 nucleotides. It is a transcript of the gene ppp1r42, whose product is annotated as protein phosphatase 1, regulatory subunit 42. Gene Ontology annotation, molecular function: protein binding. Lineage: Eukaryota; Metazoa; Chordata; Actinopteri; Scombriformes; Scombridae. The transcript has 7 exons. The record is from RefSeq and is a predicted model, not a curated record. The coding region runs from base 1 to 912 and encodes 303 amino acids.